Molecule: messenger RNA, 1723 nt
Organism: Drosophila subobscura
Lineage: Eukaryota; Metazoa; Arthropoda; Insecta; Diptera; Drosophilidae
Product: luciferin 4-monooxygenase
Biological process (GO): long-chain fatty acid metabolic process; fatty-acyl-CoA biosynthetic process
Molecular function (GO): long-chain fatty acid-CoA ligase activity
Source: RefSeq, a predicted model, not a curated record
UCCCCGAUUCCGAGAAAGAGAGAGAGCGAGAGAGCUGGAGCGAUAUGGCGACCACCAAGUACGACAGCAUUGAGAGGAUAUGGUCGGGGGCAAAGGACAAGGAGUACUACGGCCCGGACAUGACGCUCGGCGAGGUGGCGCUGAUCAUACUGCGCCUCUACUCGGACAAGGUGAUGCAGGUGUUCGAUCCCACGGGCGAGGAGCUCACCGGAGGGCAGUUGCUCCUGCAGAGCCGUCGCCUGGCUCACGCCUUCCAGCGGCUCAGGCUGCAGCGCGGCGAUGUCGUGGGCAUAUCGGCCACCAACACCACCUACCUCACCGAAGUGGUCAUCGCUGCUCUGCUCAAUGGAACGCCCAUCAAUCCGCUGCAUCCGCAGUUCGAUUCGGAAACCGUGGCCUACAUGUACGAGAUCACCAAGCCAAAGGUCAUCUUCUGCGACCUGGACAACUACGAGACCUUGAGAGCGGUCAAGAACAGCCUCAAGUUCAAGACGGAGCUCAUUCUGCUCACCGGCAGCCUGCCGGGGGUGCGCAACAUUCAGGAUCUGCUCGCGGACGGUUCCAUUGAGUAUGAUGAGAAAACCCUCUUUGCCUGCCCGCACCUAAGCGGCGACGACACGGCCUUCAUCAUCACCUCCUCGGGAGUAACCGGUUUGCCCAAGGGCGUCACGCGAUCGCACCGCAGCCUCCUCAACGGCGCCAAAAUUCCCCAGCUGUUCACCUCGGAAACGGUGCUCUUCUGCAUCAGCCCGCUCUACUGGAUCAGCUGCGUCUUCACGCUGCUCGCCUCGCUGGUCAACGGCUGCAAGCGGGUGAUCACCAAUCGGCCCUUCAGCGUGCACUACUUUGCCGAUCUGGUGCAGCGCCAUCGAGUGAGCUUCGUGCUCACCGUGCCCCACCAGAUGGCCCUGCUGGCGCGGAGCCCCAGUCCGCAGCGGGAGGAGCUGGCCGAGCGGAUGCAGUCGGUGCGUUCGUUUGUCUGCAGCGGAUCGAAGGUUCCGCUGGGCAUCUGGCGACGGCUGUACGAGCUGCUGGGUGCCGACAGAUUCGCUGUGCUCUACGGCCUCUCGGAGGUCGGAGGCAUCUCCAAGAAUGUGGGUGGUCCGCUGGGCAGCGAGGGCAAGCUGCUGCGGAAUGUCCAGGUGCGCAUUCUGGAUGAGCAGGCUCAGGCACUGGGCCCCAACCAGACGGGGCAGAUCCAUGUGCGGCUGGGCCAGCGCUGGGGCGGCUACUAUCACAAUCCGCAGGACACGCAGAUGGCCAUCACGCCCGACGGACAGUGGCUGCUGACGGGGGAUCACGGCUACUUCGACGACGAUGGCUGCCUGCACUUCCAGACCCGCGACUCGGACGUCUUCAAGUACAACCACUUCCCCGUCUAUCCCAAGCAGAUCGAGGAUGUCGUCCACCACCUGCCGGGUGUCCACGAAGUGGCAAUCUUCGGCAUACCCGACGAGAUUUCCACCAAUCUCACCGCCUGCGCUGUGGUCCGAGAUGACAGCGACGCGGGUCGAGCUGUGACAGCCAACGACAUCACUGGCAUUGUGGAGCAGCAUCUGAGCGAGGCCUUUCACAUUCGAGGCGGGGUCUUCUUUGUGGAUAACCUGCCCAAGACCCAGAACCAAAAGAUCCAACGGCGCAGAAUCCUGGCCGAGCUCAAUGAGAUCACCACGCAUCUGUAGAGACAAUUUUGUCGCGAAUAAAUGUUGAAAUUCGAUGCAAG